Acanthosepion pharaonis is the source of this 1920-nucleotide messenger RNA. Lineage: Eukaryota; Metazoa; Mollusca; Cephalopoda; Sepiida; Sepiidae. The record is from the annotation of a GenBank genome assembly.
AUGUUGCACUGCUUUUUGCCAGAAUGCUCUCGAGGCUUCUAUGGCUCGGGAUGUUCAAAAACCUGUCACCGCUGCCAUGUAUACUCAUGUGAUCGCUUUAAUGGGACCUGCAAGUUUGGCUGUACCACCGGUUAUACAGGCCCGCAGUGCAGCCAGGAGUGUCCCAAAGGCACCUUUGGACGAGACUGUAUUGAGAAAUGCUCAGCAACAUGUAGAGAUGCUGCUUGCAACCGCUUCAAUGGAAGCUGUACCCAUGGAUGUGUGACAGGCUACACAGGACCCCAGUGCCAAGAAAAAUGUGCUAUGGGUAAAUAUGGUGAUGGCUGUAAGGAGUCCUGCCCAUCCAGGUGCCAUGAUGGCAUAUGCCGUCAUACAGAUGGAACUUGCAUAAAUGGAUGCCAUCCUGGUUUCAGAGGUGCCCAUUGUGCAGAUGCCUGUUACAAACACACAUAUGGCCAAGGGUGUAAUAAGAAUUGUAGUCAAACCUGUCUGGACCAGUUAUGCCACCAUGCUGAUGGAAACUGUACAAAAGGCUGUGUGCCUGGAUAUCAAGGAGUUCACUGUGAGUCAAAGUGCGAUAAACACAAGUUCGGUAGUGGAUGCAAUCAGACAUGUAGUGCCAAUUGUCUCAACCAGACGUGUAACCACAUAACAGGCCGAUGCCGAAAUGGAUGUGUUCCAGGCUAUGAAGGUCGCCGCUGUAACUCAACUUGCAGUAACUACAAAUAUGGCUACCGCUGUCGAAACAAAUGCAGUGAUUUUUGUGUGGCUAAAGAGUGUCACUACAUCACAGGAGAAUGUAACAAAUAUUGUAUGCCUGGAUAUGACGGAAAAAGAUGCGACAGGCAAUGCCAACAUCCAUACUAUGGCAGUGGCUGCAUGCACUUAUGUAGCCAACAUUGUGUCAACAGGAUGUGUGACCCCAUAUACGGAGUUUGCACUGAGGGCUGCCUGUCAGGCUACAGACGACCACUUUGUACACUUGAGUGUCCUCCUCAUGCAUAUGGUGCAGAGUGUGCAAAUGAGUGCAGCCACAACUGUUACAAUCAGACAUGUCACCAUGUGAAUGGCUCCUGCCUGGAAGGAUGCAUUUUGGGAUACACAGGAUCACAUUGUUCUCGAAUUGUUCAGAGUGGCAAGCAGUCCCAAUUGGAUAUGUUUUAUAUUCUUUCCGGUGCCCUGGCUGCUAAUAUUGUCAUUUUGAUCUUGUGCGUCAUGUGCUGUAGGCACAUACGCAGCCCAAAGACGCAACCACCAAAAUUACUAGCAGAACAAGCAUUUGCCAUGGGGACAGUGGAACAUGCAGAAGAAUCUGCACGCCUCAUGUCUGAUCAGACCAAUGGUGGGUUGAGACUGACAGGUAACACACACUUUAAUGGCAGUACAACAGAUAUACGUUACGAAGAGGAGAUUAUCUACAUGAAUGUGGGAGAUAAUGACAUCAUCAUUCCUGACUCCAUCCCAGUUGAUGAAUUACAAGUGUAUAUACAAAACAAAAGGAAUUUUGAAGGUGGUUUUGGGGCUGAAUAUAAAAAAUUAUCUCAGAAUAAUGAAGCAACUUGUGAAGCAGCCAACCGCCCAGAAAACAAAGCAAAAAAUCGCUACAAAAAUAUUGUUGCCUAUGAUCACUCAAGAGUGGUUCUUGAAAAAAACAAAGAUAGCGAUUCAGAUUACAUCAACGCCAACUACAUUGAUGGAUACAGCAGGCCACGAAAAUAUAUUGCCUCACAAGGCCCUACCAGUGCCAUCAUUGUAGACUUCUGGAGGAUGCUAUGGCAAGUCAACUGCAAUAAACUUGUUAUGUUGACAAACCUCGUCGAGACUGGCAAGACCAAAUGUGAGAAAUACUGGCCUGAUAAAGAACAGAAACAAUAUGGUGACAUUAAAGCUCGUUGUAACGUUUUUUCUUCAAAAGAGUGA